Nanorana parkeri is the source of this 2159-nucleotide messenger RNA. RefSeq names its product cholinergic receptor nicotinic beta 2 subunit (gene CHRNB2). The coding region runs from base 1 to 1512 and encodes 503 amino acids. The transcript has 6 exons. The record is from RefSeq and is a predicted model, not a curated record. Gene Ontology annotation, cellular component: neuron projection; synapse; postsynaptic membrane. Lineage: Eukaryota; Metazoa; Chordata; Amphibia; Anura; Dicroglossidae. Gene Ontology annotation, molecular function: acetylcholine-gated monoatomic cation-selective channel activity; transmembrane signaling receptor activity. Gene Ontology annotation, biological process: nervous system process; regulation of membrane potential; signal transduction.
AUGGCUCGGAGAUGUGUUGGAAUUGUCCCAGUUGGUGGUUUUCUUCUCGUUCCUUUGUGUGUUACAGGAUGCCUAGGCACAGACACCGAGGAACGUCUGGUGGAGCACCUGCUCAGUCCAGGCCGCUACAACAAGCUCAUCCGGCCAGCUACGAACGGUUCGGAACAAGUCACCGUACAGCUGAUGGUGUCCCUGGCCCAACUCAUCAGCGUGCAUGAACGGGAACAGAUAAUGACGACCAACGUGUGGCUGACUCAGGAAUGGGAGGACUACCGGCUGACGUGGAACCCCGCCGAGUUUGACCACAUGAAGAAAGUGCGUCUACCCUCCAAGCACAUCUGGUUACCGGAUGUCGUCCUCUACAACAAUGCCGAUGGCAUGUAUGAGGUGUCCUUCUACUCUAACGCGGUUGUGUCGUACGACGGCAGCAUCUUUUGGUUGCCUCCAGCCAUCUACAAGAGCGCCUGUAAAAUAGAGGUCAAGCACUUCCCUUUCGACCAGCAGAAUUGCACCAUGAAAUUCCGCUCGUGGACUUACGACCGAACCGAGAUUGACCUCGUUUUGAAGAGCGAUGUGGCCAGUCUAGACGACUUCACUCCCAGCGGCGAAUGGGAUAUCAUGGCACUUCCGGGGAGGAGGAAUGAGAACCCAGACGACCCUUUGUAUGUAGAUAUCACCUACGACUUCAUCAUCCGCCGCAAACCUUUAUUCUACACCAUCAAUCUCAUCAUCCCGUGUAUUCUGAUCACGUCAUUGGCGAUCCUCGUCUUCUAUCUGCCCUCGGACUGCGGAGAGAAGAUGACUUUGUGCAUCUCGGUCUUGCUGGCUCUCACUGUCUUCCUGCUUCUGAUUUCCAAGAUUGUGCCACCCACCUCGCUCGAUGUGCCGCUAGUCGGCAAGUACUUGAUGUUCACCAUGGUUCUGGUGACCUUCUCCAUCGUGACCAGCGUCUGUGUGUUAAACGUGCACCACCGAUCUCCCACCACGCACACCAUGCCGCCGUGGGUCAAGGUGGUGUUUCUAGACAAGCUGCCCACUUUGCUGUUCAUGAAGCAGCCCCGGCAGAACUGUGCCCGCCAGAGGCUGCGCCAACAGAGGAAGAACCAAGAGAGAGCCACGGGGAGCAUCUUCCUCCGAGACAGCGCCAAAUCUUGCACCUGCUAUGUCAACCAGGCCACGGUGAAGAAAUACGGGGGGCAGCUCCCCGAUUUACCCGAGGGGGUCAAUGGCUUCCGGGAUCGGCAGGGGAAAAUGCGACAGUGUCUCUGUGGCCUGGAGGAGGCGGUGGAAGGGGUGCGCUUCAUUGCCGACCACAUGAAGAGCGAAGACGAUGACCAGAGCGUGAGCGAGGACUGGAAGUAUGUUGCCAUGGUGAUCGACCGCCUUUUCCUCUGGAUCUUCAUCUUCGUCUGCGUCUUCGGGACGGUCGGCAUGUUCCUGCAGCCCCUCUUCCAGAACUACACCGCAAACACUUUACUACAACUGAAUCACGCUGCCCCCACCACAAACUAAGGUUGGCGGAGGCCGCGCGCGCCUACACACACACCAUGCUGCAACCUUAACGUCUUCGGACUUAUUGGUAGGACUGAGAAAGAAAAACAUGGAUGCCCUUCCAGCCAAAACUAUAUCGAGAUAACUUUUUACAGAACGCGGGAUAGGCAAGAGAUCCCCCAAAAAGCCACCACGCAACGAUUGAGACCUUGCCGAGAGCUUGAGAACGGACCCUCGCGUGUAUAACUUUCCUUCACCGCAAGGUGGUAAAGCGGAAAGUGCGAGAGGUUGUCUUAAAGUGUGUGUGGGGGCGGGGGUGUCACUACUUAAUUCAAGCAAUAAAGCACGCGAGAAUAGCUGUAUCCAAAGCCAUGAGGUCUCCACUUGUACAUCGGGCCGAAAUUCCGUCUUGACCGAAUAUCGCCCCCCGGCGUGGCGCAGAGAGGGCAGGCCUCACCCAAUGGCGACUUGUCUUAGGACCGUGAACACAACAUAUUUAUUAAUAUGCACUGAACUAUAUAGGAAUGUGUCCUGUAAAAGAUUUAUUAUGCAGAUUUUAUGAUUUUACUUGAGCUUCUAUCCCCCCUCCCCCAGCUCCCGCCGGUUUAUUUGCGUCCACCUUCACGGCUGCGACUAGGAAUAUUUUUGCACCAAUUGUAUUUUAAGAU